Messenger RNA from Sus scrofa (pig), 1290 nucleotides. It is a transcript of the gene MTX2, whose product is annotated as metaxin 2. Gene Ontology annotation, cellular component: SAM complex; cytoplasm. The record is from RefSeq and is marked provisional. Gene Ontology annotation, biological process: mitochondrion organization. Lineage: Eukaryota; Metazoa; Chordata; Mammalia; Artiodactyla; Suidae.
AGUUCCUGGCCAGGGCCUGGCGGUAACCUUGGGGUCUUCGCUGCCACUGCUGCCGCUACCGCCUCCGCGGGGGUGGACUUUGCGAGUCCGAGCGUUAGCCCGGCCCAGAACUGUUAGGUGCCGGGAGUCGCAAACGUUGAGCAGGAGUUCGUUGAGGAUCCCGGGGAGGAGGAACCGCGGGCGCAGCCGCCCGGCCGACAUGUCUCUAGUGGCGGAAGCCUUCGUCUCUCAGAUCGCAGCUGCAGAACCUUGGCCUGAAAAUGCUACAUUAUAUCAGCAGCUGAAAGGGGAGCAAAUUUUGCUUUCUGAUAAUGCAGCUUCUCUUGCUGUGCAGGCCUUUUUACAGAUGUGUAAUCUGCCUAUCAAGGUGGUUUGCAGGGCAAAUGCAGAAUACAUGUCUCCAUCUGGUAAAGUACCUUUUAUUCACGUAGGAAAUCAAGUAGUAUCAGAACUUGGUCCAAUAGUCCAAUUCGUUAAAGCCAAGGGCCAUUCUCUUAGUGAUGGGCUGGAUGAAGUCCAAAAAGCAGAAAUGAAAGCCUACAUGGAAUUAGUCAACAAUAUGCUACUGACUGCAGAGUUGUAUCUUCAGUGGUGUGAUGAAGCUACAGUAGGGGAGAUCACUCAUGCUCGGUAUGGAUCUCCUUACCCUUGGCCUCUGAAUCAUAUUUUGGCCUAUCAGAAACAGUGGGAAGUCAAACGUAAGAUGAAAGCUAUUGGAUGGGGUAACAAGACUCUGGACCAGGUCUUAGAAGAUGUAGACCAGUGCUGUCAAGCUCUUUCUCAAAGACUGGGAACACAACCAUAUUUCUUCAAUAAGCAGCCUACUGAACUAGAUGCAUUGGUAUUUGGCCAUCUGUACACCAUUCUUACCACACAAUUGACCAACGAUGAACUUUCUGAGAAGGUGAAAAACUAUAGCAACCUCCUUGCUUUCUGUAGAAGAAUUGAACAACACUAUUUUGAAGAUCAUAGUAAAGGCAGCUCAUCCGUUAGAUUGUCUUAGAGUUAUAUGUUAGUUUAGUUAUUAUUUUAAAAAGUUUAACUUUUGGAAUAUAUGUUACUUGAAUGAUAUAAUAGAUAAUGGUAUCAGAAUUUUAAAACCAAAAAUACUGCUGUUCAAAACCUCAAAACAAAUUAUAUAAUGUAUCAUAUACAUGUACUUUAUAUUGUUAUUUGUGUACACAUUAAAAUAAUUUUGAAUGAUUUCAUUUGAUAUGUUGUACCCUAUAUCUUGAAAUUUUUGUUUUCUUGACACGUAUAUGCAUAUAAAAAUAAAGUUAAAUAACUGUA